Molecule: messenger RNA, 3427 nt
Organism: Chelonoidis abingdonii (Abingdon island giant tortoise)
Lineage: Eukaryota; Metazoa; Chordata; Testudines; Testudinidae
Gene: ELOVL3
Product: ELOVL fatty acid elongase 3
Biological process (GO): very long-chain fatty acid biosynthetic process; fatty acid elongation, saturated fatty acid; fatty acid elongation, monounsaturated fatty acid
Cellular component (GO): endoplasmic reticulum membrane
Molecular function (GO): fatty acid elongase activity
Source: RefSeq, a predicted model, not a curated record
GGAGGAGGCGAACAAGAGGCGGGUGUAUGGAAAACCUGUUCAGGCUUUUCUGCAUAUCACAAUAUCAUUUUAGGCCCAAACUUUCCCAUGUUGCAAUCUUCUAAAGGUUGGGUAGGUUGUCUACUGCUUCCCUCGAGCCAGAUAUUACUGGGGUAGCCAGCCUGACACAGAAAAGGCUGCCAGUGCUGGUCAAGACUCAACCUAUAGGAACUCUGCUGUACUGAUUAGUCCAGAGGUCCAUCUGGUCUCUGAGGGUGGCAAGGACCAAAUGCUUCAGGGUAUAGCGCAAAACAGCCCAUAGCAGACAACUGGUCUCUAAGUGCCUAUAGGGGCCCGGCCCCGAGCUGCCCGCGCCCCUCCAGCAUGGAGCUGCUGGGUGCCAACCUGUCCGCGCUGCCCCGCCCGCAGGAGUACGAUUUCGAGCGGCACUUCGACGAGCUGCAGGCGAUCCAGUGGAUGCGGGAGAACUGGCGUAAAUCUUUCUCGUUCGCCUUGGCUUACAUGCUGCUGAUCUUCGGAGGCCAGCAUGUCAUGAAGCAGCGGAGAGGGUACAACCUGCGCAAGCCACUGGUCCUGUGGUCGCUCAGCCUGGCCUUGUUCAGUAUCAUCGGCACCCUGAGGACGUGGGGAUACAUGGGAUUCGUCCUCUCCACCAGUGGAUUUAAGCGAUCUGUAUGUGAUCCAGGCUUCUAUAAUGGCCCUGUCAGCAAGUUCUGGGCAUAUAUGUUUGUCCAAAGCAAAGUACCAGAAUUGGGUGACACGGUGUUCAUCAUUCUCCGGAAGCAGCGGCUCAUCUUCCUGCACUGGUACCACCAUGUCACGGUGCUGCUCUACGCCUGGUACGCCUAUAAGGACAUGGUAGCUGGUGGCGGCUGGUUCAUGACCAUGAAUUACAGUGUCCACGCCUUCAUGUACUCCUACUACACAGUGCGGGCGGCAGGCUUGAGGGUGCCACGCCCGUUUGCCAUGGUGAUCACCUUUAUCCAGAUCCUGCAGAUGGUGAUGGGCACAGCAGUGAGCAUCAUGGCAUACUCCUGGAUGCAGGAUGGCAUCUGCUCCACCUCCUGGGAACAGAUCUUCUGGUCAUCCAUAAUGUAUCUCAGCUACCUAGUGCUCUUCUGCCACUUCUUCCACGAGGCGUACCUUAAGGGAAGGGGCAAAACAAAAGGGGACUAAAACUGGGGAAGGGGUGCAGCUGGGAGUUCCUGGGACUCAUACUCCCUAGGCUGUUGGCGCUCCGGCACGUUACAGGCCUGGUGUGAUGAUUUGGAGGUCGGGGGGGAGGAGAAACUGCUUGCUACCAGAACUUCAGCUGCUGGACCUGUGAAGAGGCAUUGGUAUCUGCCUUGGAGGAGGCUUCUCCCUGGGCGUUCCAGCCAAAGGCUGAGUGCUGUUUGCUCUGCCAUCUUUGGAGGGACGGGGGAAGAGAAUCGGAGAGGCUGUGAAUGCCAGAGAGAGGGUUGGAAGAGUGUCAAGAACCCAUUACUGAAUUUCAGGUUCUCCCUUUUCUAUCCCGCCAACCUGUCUCUCCUCCGCCCCCCAGGGUUGUGUUGUGUGUCUGUGGCACAGAUCUAAUCUUCCCUUCAGUUCUUAAAGGCCACACUUUCCUAAGGGCGAGGAGUGUCUGCUCCCUGGCAUGAGCAUCACACACAAGGGAUGGUUGCAUGCCUGUUGCACAAUGGCUGGCCAUGCUAGUUCUGCAGGAGAGGGUUGGGAGCCCAAGAUUGAGUGCUGUUGCCAACUAGAGGAAGAUCCUUGAAUUCAACUGCUCACUGGAGCAGGGGGUGGGGCAGGAGAUGGCAAUGGAGGCUGCUUUGAAUGGGAAAACACUCUAGUUUUCUCAAGUACCUAAAUGUUUCUCCUGCAAGGAACUGGUGGGUGGAGGAGGGGAGGUGCUAGUAACAACUAGGAAGCCAUGGUUGUCCUGAUUGGCUUAGAGUCCCGAGGGCUUGAACUAAGGGGUUGAAAGCUCACAGGUACUGACCUUAUAUUAAGGGUUCUCCUGCUCCCCCAAGCUAGCUGACUUGACUUGGCAUUUCUUUUUUCUCUUGGAUGACAAGAAUCCUCCUCUUUUUCUGGGUUUGAACGGUGAACACCAACUGGGGAAGAGGAGAAAGGGACAGUCCCCAGCUGAUCCAGUACAUAUCUAGACUGCCUAGUUAGGGCAGAUUGAAGAUCCUCCCAAACCUCCCACAUGCUAAUUGCAGGAGAUGAAAAGCCCUGGGACCUGCUGCUAAAAGCCAGAGCUCUAAACAACUAGUUCAAAAAUUGAUCUCACCCCAGUGAUGGUCUCACUUAACUCCUCAUGACACUCACUUUUGGUAUGAAAUGUGUGACUGGGCUGCUGGCCUAGAUAUUCCCCCUCUGACAUCCUGCCGCUUGUGAUUACCUCAACUUUUAAUAGUGGCUGGGCAGAGAUGGUGUUUAAAUCUGGCUUUGUGAUCCUGGAGCCGAAAUACUAAUGCUCCUCGUGAGACUGGAGGGGUUGUCCCCAAGCUGGACCUUGGAGUUAACGUACACUGGCUGCACUUUAAAAACCUGCUUUCUCCAUUGUGAGUACAGGGAACUGCUCCGAUUGGAGUACUGGGAGAGCUGCUAAUCUCAGUAGGCCAAUUUAAAGCUCCUGAUGCUUUAUUAAUUGAGGUCUGUGUGCAGCACUGAGGCCUGGGUACCAGCCCCAGUUCUAACAGAUUCCCUCUGUAGCCUUGGGCAAAUCAUUUCACCAUGUUGUGCCUCAGUUUCCCCACCUGUAAAAUGGGGGAUGAUCCUGACCUACCUCCCAUGGAAUUUGAGGCUUACUAUUUGUAAAGUGUUCUGAAGACUAACAUUGUGCAAAGACUUGUCACUGUGUAAUGCAGCCCCGCCCCCAGCUUUCAUCGCAGGAAUUGCCUCUUCUAGUCAAAGCACCUGUCUGUUUCAGGCAGCUGUGCCGCUGGAGGAGGCUGAAGCCAUUAUCACAAACUCCCAGGGGACACCAAGCCCAAAACUUCUUUAUGUUGUAAACAGUUGGAGGCAAGAGGUGUUGUUUUUUUUUUGUUUUUUUUCCUCCUAAAAUCAAGAUGGGUGAAACCCGUCCCUUCGUGGCAUGCUGUGACUUGUGACUGAAGAUAACCAGUGUCCUCUUCCUUGAACAGGAAAAUAAAGGGUAAAAGUCCCUGGAGAAACAGCAAUGAGUGUUAAUGAAGCCAGAAAUCUUUGGAGUCCAGGUUCCCUUGCUAAGGCACUGACUCUGACAGCACUCUAGUAGCAUGUUUAAUCAGGUGUACCGAUUCUCAGGGUUUAAGCUGCUCUUUCUACUUCAAUUAAAUCAAUUUUAUGCUUCCUCAUUUCUCAGCUGUUCUGCUGCUGACUUCCACUGCACCUUGGCAUAUGACUUCUUUCAGAUUCCCUGGCUGGAUGGCAAUUCUGCAAGAGAAUUCACCCCUUA